Messenger RNA from Haliotis rubra (blacklip abalone), 10268 nucleotides. RefSeq lists its product as uncharacterized. Gene Ontology annotation, molecular function: DNA binding. The record is from RefSeq and is a predicted model, not a curated record. The transcript has 3 exons. NCBI's taxonomy places the organism in Eukaryota, Metazoa, Mollusca, Gastropoda, Lepetellida, Haliotidae. Gene Ontology annotation, cellular component: nucleus. Gene Ontology annotation, biological process: regulation of gene expression. The coding region runs from base 138 to 7811 and encodes 2557 amino acids.
UAUGUGACGUCACUUCCUACAGCGGAACUGUCAAUAUUACCGCCAUGGCAGUGAGCGGAGUCGAAGCAGACGAGAACUUUGACAUAUUUUCAUGCACUUUUGUAUUGAUGGACGAAGUAAACUGGUAAACCUACAUAAUGAGGGGAUCGAGAGAGCUGAAUAAUAUGAGGGAUACCCCAAGCUUCAAAAUUAAGAAGGUCUUGGUUCUCUCAAAGUUGCGACAUUCCAGUGUCUCUGGACGAAAAAUUGUGGGGGCUGUUUCUGCAUCGUCGUCGUCUUCCAAGACAAAUAAGAAGGAGACAAAGAUAAAGGUCAAGGAUGACUCAAAGGACCAGUCAGUUGGACUAAAGCGUAAAGGAAGGCCACCAAAGCUCAAAGGGAAGUUAAAAGAUGAAGCUGACACAACUGACAAAGAUGGUGAGACAGGGCAUGGUGGUACAGUGAAAGAUAGCUCACAAUCAGGGAAAAAGGAAGCAGAUUGUGAACUCUCCAAAUCAGUGAACACACAGCCAUCCAGCUCUGGUUCUAAAAGACAAUUUGGAAAGAAAAGAUCUCAGUUAGUUGCCAAACCACAAAGGAAGCUGCGGAGCCAAAUUGGUGAAAUGCUAAUGAGGCAUGGAAAGAAGGUAUCAAAGGCUCCGAAACCAAAAAGGAAGAGAACUUUAAGUGCUGAUUUUGAACUCCUUGAUGAAAAGUCUCUCAAGAGGCAGCUGAAAGAAAAUAAUGAUACUGCAAGUGGAGCAGAAACUGAUCAAAAUGAUUCUGAUGCUUCCAAUUUGAUAGAUUCAGACAACGAAGUGGCAGUGACAGGAAAGAGAAGGAAAAAGUAUGGCGUUACAUCCACCAGUAUGAAAUCUCAAACGACAGUGUCCAUGGAUUCGAGUUGGACUGAUACUCCAUCUCCUCUGAUAACCUCUGGAAAGAAAUUGGUAAAGAAAUCCAAAGCUUCUGGAAAUUCACGUGAAUCCUCAGUUGAUGAAUCUGAUACAAGUAUUGUCAUCAAACGACAUGGAACUAAACAGACGACAUUCAGAAAACAAGCAGACAUUGCACUUCCUGACAGCUCAACAUCUGUUUCUGUUGCAUCUGGAGAUGAUGAAAAACCAAAGAAACGAGGAAGACCUCCGAAGAGAAAGCGUUUAGUGUCUCAAGAUUCACAGGUAAGUGAAUCUGGAGAAAUUGAUGAGAAUAUGGAGCAGCGGGGACAUCCUCAAAUGUCUAAAGGUGCUGCUCAUGCAAUUACUGACAUUAAAAUCUCCAAAGAAACAGUUAGUGUAAAGAAGCAACGGAUCUUGCGGAAUGAGGAAUGCCAAACUGAUCCCUAUACUUUUUCUGGUGUUGACUUUGAGGAGGAAGAUGACUCUGAAGUAAGUUUCAAACCAACUGGCAUGUCAGGUGAUGUGAAGCGAAAACCAGGCAGGCCCAAAAUUGGUGUACCCAGACAGCCUAUUGUGAAAUCUCUCAAAGUUAAAAAUACCCACAAGCUACUUAUAUCUGAUCAGAAACACAGGCCAUUCAGUAGAGUAAGAGGAGGAAGAAUAUUAAAAGCCUCUCAGAUGUAUAAGACAACUCGCAAAAGGACCAUUCAACAGUCUCAAGACAAACCAUCACUUUUGCUUGAAACCAAGAGGGUGAUUGACGAAGAAUCUGCAGGGCUGGAAACUGAUCCUGUUACAUGUGAGGAAGAGAGUAACCCACCAGUUAUCACACCUCUUAGAAUUGUGGUGUCUGAACAAGAUUCUAGAACAGGUUCUCCUUUGUCACCUGAAAUGCAGCAUCCAGACUUGCCAAUAAUUAAGGAUUUGAUCAGCCCUGCUCCCAGCAAUGAAGACCUUGAACCACCUGUUUUAGAACCAGCUACUUUUGAGGCUGGACUAAUAGCAAAAGAACAGGAUAAAGUACGCAAUUCUGUUUUGAAUGAUGAUAUUGACCCUGUAAUAGAGGAAAGUUGUCCUGGGGAUGGUGCUUUAGAUAGUUUAGAAUCCAUGGAUGGUGAUGUUAUGGUUUGUCGGGAAGAAAUAGUUCCAUUUGUUGCCACUGAUGAGGUGCAUGAUGCAGUACCAACACCAGUAAUUGAAAGCUUUGAUGUGAACCAUGGCAUCACACAGGAGACCUUGAGACCAUCUCAUGAAGAAUCAAGUGAAACAGGAGAAGCUGUUGAAGCAGUUCAAAGUGAUAUGCAUUUGUUGUCAAAUACAGAUAAAACUGAUAGUUUUGAAAAUGGGAUGACUGUAACUUCUAAGGAAGCUGAACCUCAGAAGGUCUCUGAACCUCAGAAGGUCUCUGAACCGGUCACUCAGCCCUGCCAGCCGGAUGUAGAUAAUGUGGACAAGAUGGAAAUAGACACCUCUGACCCUGUAAAGAUGGAAUCCUUGCAACAGCAAUCAAAAUCAACACGUGAGGAGGAGGAUUUAGAUGAAACAGUUAAGGCUUGUCUGCAGGCUGUUGUUAAUGAUAUUGUUAACACUGAUCAUGAAGAUUCUGAAAAAUGUGAUGAAUCAGAGGUAAUUAAAUCAGACACUGACAUUGGUUCUAAUGACCAAAUGGAUGCAGUGAGUGAUGCUGAUUCGAAGGAUAAAGAGCACAAAUGUGAACUAGGUGGCAUCAAAAUGAAGCUCAAACGACAUAAAGGUAAAUUUAAAGUCACACGUCUGAGUGAAGAAGACGAUAGCUUAAUAGCAGACAUUGGUUUGGAGGAUGGUGUUUCUAAUGUUGAUUCAAACAGUAAUGAAAACUGUGAAGAUAACUCAAAAGUUGAUGUUAUUGCACUUCUCAUGGAGCAUAUCCUGGAUGUAGUUGAAUGUGAUCUUGAUGGAUCCAAGGUCAACUCAGAUAAGGUAUCGGACAAGAAGCUUGAAAAAGAAAAUGAUGUUUUCACUGAAACAAAUGAAGUGGAAGAUGCAAGCUUUAGCUCAAACUCUGACGUAUCUCCCGUUGACUCAGAAAAGCGUGUACCACCUCUCACCAUCAGACUAAAGUCAGGUAAACCUGGUCGAAAACCAGUGAGGAAAUUUGAAUUGCGACCAAAGAUUUCCAGGUCACCUAUUGAGAUAAUUGCAAUGAGACAAAAACGCAUUGAGGAGGAAUAUGACAAAAAUGAAGCAACACGAUUGGCCAGGAAGAUUGAAAAGCAGAUUGGCAAAAGAAAAAAUCUAGCUAAAUCAGCUUUUAAGGAAAGCAACAUUGCAGAAGUGGGUAUCUCAAAUGUACAGAAAGCUGGAAACUUUGAAGAACUUAUGGAACUAUGCACACCGUGCUCAGUGAAACUUGUAGACUUUGUUAAACAGCUGAAUUUGCCAAAUCAGUCUGAAGAUGAGAGUCAGAGCGGUUCACAGCAAUCAGAUCUUGGUGUUAGUGGAGGCAUGGAGAUGUGUGGAGAUAUAUCCUCUCCACCUGCACCAGCUACAGUGAAGAAGAAAAGAAUGAUGAAAGGCAGAAAGAGUCAAUUCAAAUCUGGAAGACCUAGGGGUAGACCACCUAAAAAUAAAAAUAAGGAUGGUUUGACAGUUGCACAGCUUUUAAAAUUGAAACAGGACGACGGAACAAAUCCAGAGCUAGCUCAAGCAGAGAAAAAGGUGGAGGAACUUGAUGAAGUUGGCUUUGUUGGAAGUUUUGUUGAAUUUUUGAAGUCAAAGAAGAAAGAAAAGCCAAAGUCUGCCAAAGGCACAGAUGCUGCCAAGUCAUCCAGAAAGACUAAUAACAAAGCAGAAGAGAGCAUAACAAAACUGACCCAAGCUGCUGCCCCAGUUGCUCCAGUAGUGACUGCCCCAACUGUACCAGAAAGUGUUAGACUGAAGCAUUUAUCUGGUGAUAGAAAGCCAGGUGUGAAGUAUGUUUGUAACAAGUGUGAAUUUUCCUCUGCUGUUCAGAAGACAAUGGAAUUUCAUGUCUACAGUCAUAUACCUGGUUUGUCAUUUAAGUGUGGGUAUUGUAAUAAGAUUUUUGCCUCUAUGGUUGGAGCCUCAGCACAUUCAAAGAAUGAACAUCAUGGAAAAGAGUCAAAGAUAAUCAAAAGUAAAGACUUGAUUGAAAGUGACUUAUAUCAUGUGAUAGAAGAGGCACCAAAAGUGCCAGUCGAAACAAGUCUGCUGAAGCCUGUUGAUCCAGGAUCAGUGAGUGGAGCAACAUCUGGACCAGUCAUCAUAUCUUUCCUUGUGGACAGCAAGUCAUUGAAGUCUCCCAAUGCAAAGCGUUUUAUGUGUACCCACUGUGACUAUUCUACAGAUAUCCUGGAGGAUGUGCAGCAACAUUCAAAGGAUUUGCAUUCAGUUGAAAAUCUGUAUGCAUGUAUCUUGUGUGCAGAUGCUUACUUCAACUCUGAAGAAACGGUUAUGAGUCACAACCAAACAACACAUCCUUCAAGGCCCCAGUCAUAUAGAAAAUUACCAAAUUUCUAUGAUGUAGAACAGAUGAAGGUGGCAGAUAAAUCACAGCUGGAGGACAGAGGUAAUAUUUUUGACAGAAUGAACAAUUUGUUCUCCACAACCAAUGUAGGUGAUGAUUCUAACAGUGAAAACCCACGGAAAGCUCAUUAUCAAAGAGCCAGGGACUUCCUGUAUGUCCAAGAAGGGUGGAAAAACAAAACAUCUGCAGAAGCUGACAGUACAACGACAGUUGAAAAUGAAACUCUAUCAAAUACAAUGGACAGUGAUUCUGUGUGUAACCUUGGUGACAGUCAACCAGUUACAGUGGAAAGUGAAGCCAAAGGUGCAACUACUGUUGAUCAACAGUCGGCAGAAAAACUCAGCAACAUUACCACUGACACAACAGACAUCAAGACUCAGGAGAAAGAACUUUCAGAGAAAGAGGCUUGCAAUGAGAAAGCAAAUAUUCCAGAAGCAAAACCUUCCUCUAUUGAUACAAAGGCUGCCACUGAACGUAAUGGGAAAAGCCUGAAAGAUUCAUCCUCAGUGGUUGAUACUGUUCCAUCUUUGGAGAAACAGAAAGAUGCUGUGGAUCAAGGAAAUACAGGUGCAGAGGAAAAUGCCAUGGUAACAGAUAUAAGUGAUGACACUAACCAUGAUGACUCUGGUGUGUCGAGCUUAAAAAUUGUUGAUGUUGUCAGUUUGCGUGAUCAGAACCCUGAACCAGCUGUUGAGCCUCAAAAGAAAAAGAUGCCAACCCGAAACACCAGUCAGACAUCUCGUGGAGCCAACAACCUGCCUGAGGUUGAUGUUGAUGCUUUGGUUUUGAGGAAUGAGCGAAUAACUUGCACAUACAAGUGUAUGAAAUGUAACAUCCAUUCUCCCUAUCUGUCUGCAAUGGUGGAGCAUUUGAAAAAUUAUCACAGUGAAAUUGCACUGUUCACAUGCCCUUAUUGCAAAAGCUUUAAUUCACAAAAGCCAGAGUUCACUACUGAGGUAAAUGUCCAUGAACAUGUGAAAAAAGUGCAUCCUUCUAACUGUGCAAAGAAUGAAGUGUCUCUUUCUGACACUGCCAAGACAUUUGUUCAGGUGCUUGCGAUUCCAUCUGGUGUGGAGUGCAACAAGGUAGGCAAUACAUUUGUUAUUGAGAAAGACAUAUACAUGUGUUUGAAGUGUCAGGCACACAUGCCAUCACUGGACUACACAUUUGGACAUCUAGAGAGGGAACAUCCUGAUGCCUUUGUUCAAGUGUGUCCAUUGUGUAAGACUUUCAAAGACAAAUCAGAUGAAGUUGUGUUUGCCCACAUCAUGAAAGAACACAACCAAGAUCCAAAUGACCAUCCAUUGUCUGUGGCUAUUGAAGAUAAUUUGUUUUUGAGAAUACCAUCUAUUUCAAAAAGUGGUGCUUACAAUGAUAAAGUAAAUGCUAACAAAGGUGCUAAACCUGAUACAAAUAGGAAAAUAGCUCCAAAACCUUCCAUAAGUGUAUUGACUGAUGAAUCUGAAGAUGAUGUUUUAGUUGUGGGAGAAAGUAGAAACCCUACCAGACCAUCUGCAAUCAGGUCAACAGGGCAAUCACCAAAGAGAGGUCGACCCCCACUGAUAUCUCAAGAUGUUGGAGGAAUUCCUGCGCCAAAGCUAACUCUAAGAUUCCCAAGAUUUCCAACACCGGUUCAACCGGAACACUCUCAGCCAAAAGGUGUUAUGUUGGCCAACACACGGUUCUCAUCCUCUAAAGCAAAAGGUUCUUCAAAGCCAAGUCCUGAUCAAGCUCAGGAGCUGGUGAUGGACUGUGAAAGUGUUGAUGACCCUGUGAACACUAAUGUAAAUGUUGUGGAAGAAGAUGGUGAUAUUGUAGUUCCAGCAGUGUCAACAUCUGCAAUCAGUAGCCCUGCUAGUCUUAUUGACUCCUCAAAUGUCAUAUCCCACUCGGCAGCUGUUGCAGUGGCCUCAUCAGUUGUGUCUGUGGACACAACAGUACGUGUCUCAACAGUUACUACUGCAUCUGUCACCCAAACCACCACUGCCCCAGUCACAGCAAAUAAACAAAUAGUUGCAAACACAGCACCCCCACCUCCACCUCCACUCAAAAGAUUUGGUGUGCCUAUUCUCCCCAAAACUACAGCAUCACAGCAAGCUGAGGGACACAUUGCAAAGACACAUGUUUCCUCUACACCAACACAACAAACAGCAUCUGUGUCUUUAGCAGACAGACCAUUGGUGGCAGAAAAGAUUAAAGAACUACAGAUAUGCAGACCCAAGUCUUCACUGUUCUCUAUGACGGAUAAACUUCAUAGGCUUCAUAUGAGAGCUGCAGAAAGAGAAAGAGAAAAGGAAAAAGCUGCACUACUGGAAAGAAAUAGUCCUCUGAAUGCUCGAAGUAGUCCCCUUAAUCCAAGAAGUAGUCCACAGUCCACUCGGGAGGCUCUGCUUCGGUCCACAAGUAGUCCUUUAACAAGCAGAAGUAGUCCUAUGUUGAAUACUAGUCAAGCAUCAUUAUCUGCAUCCAGACCUGUUCUGAAGGUACCAAGCUAUUCAAGUAUGCCAAGGCCUCAACCACCUCCAAGACCUAGUUCUGCUGCUCCUAUGAUUUCAUCUAUGAAUGCUAAUAUCCAGCAUAGUCAAUCUCAAGCAGCACAAGCCCAUCGAAAGUCCCUAUUAUUCAGAAAUUGUCCUCUUGACUUGUCAAGAACUCCGUCUCCUGCUCAGACACACUUAUCAUCAACACCCCCACAGUCAAAAACUGUAUCUGAUGAUCUUCCUCCCGAUGCUUUCAAAAUAUUUAACUUAAAACCAGACUCAAAGCGACUGAAACCAAGUCCACAAUCAACUCCUAAUACUUCUGUAAGGGCACCAGUUAAACAAGUCCUUGGAAACACCAUCCCAAACAUUGUUGGCACCUUGGCUGCUCCAGGAACUCUCUUGCAACAGGUACAGGCCCUUCCCUAUACCCAGCUAGCACAAAUGCAGAUGGCUGGUGUUCCAUUGAACCCUUUACAGUUACAAGGUUUGUGCAUUCCGGGAAUAAACACUGGUAACUCUUUUGUGCUUGCACAGUUACCACAGCAUCAAGGUACAAGACUUAAUGUUCCCCCUCAACAGCUACCUCAGAUGCAUUCCCAAUCACCUGUGAACACAUCAUCUCUAUCUGUCCCUGGUUCUCAACCACCAAGACCAUCAAGUGCAAAGACUGUAGCUCAGGCUUUAGCAGAGAGGUCACAUGGAGCCAGACACCCUGUCCCCAUUGCUAGCCACCCAAGAUCUAAACAGAGCACUCCAGCUCGAUCAGUUAUGCCAGUGAAAAAAACUAGUCAUUCAAGGAUAUCACACCAAGGUUUCUGUUGCCCUUACUGUCCACAAUUUAGACCGUUACAAGAUUUUGAGGUUACCCCUCAUAUUGAGCGAUGCCACCCAGGAAAAGAUGUCAUGUUUGUCAAAGUGCCAUGAAAGGAUAACCUUUGCAUACAUCUAUGAACAAGUGCUAAUGUACUGCAGACAUGUUUAAACAUACUUUAUGCAGUGAAUGUAUUCACUGCCAAUAUACAUUAUUGAGAUGUGGUAUGCAUUAUGUUGAUGACAUUCCUGUCAUUUAAUGGUAGUUUCCUCCCACUUGAAUGACUUAACCUGAAUGACAAGAUUUAACAUGCAUUCAUGUAUUUAUUGCCUGUUAAAAUCAGGCCUUAUAUAUAAUUUCUCCGCAUCAGUAUUCAUGUUUGUAUUCAUUACAGUAUAAUGCAUAUUUUAUCAUAUGCUGCAUGCUUAAAUUCAUAUCAUAAAUGGAAUGUUUUCUUGUCUUAAUUCCAAGGCUAAAUUAAAUCUCAGAUGGUUGAGAAGCAAAGCCCAUAAGGAUUAUCAUUUUAAUGUUCAGUAUUUAUGAAACGUGUACAGAAUAAAUAUUUUCAACCAUUUGUUUGAAUGCAUGGUCUGAAUGUGUGUGUCAGGGUUGUGUGUUUUUUAUAUCUCUUCAUAUGUUGGCAUAGUUUAAGGUACCUUAUGUUUAAUAUUUUGCUCAAAUCAAACUUAAGGUUUGAUUGAUCCUAAGUUCUAGAGCAUUUUUGUUGUGUUACACUCAACGUCUCCAUAAGCAUGAGACCUAUUAUCAUCAUUUCAAAUGAUCUGAAUUUUUGAUGUUGUACAUUUCUGGAACAUUUUAGUGAACCACAGAGCCUGUGGCUUCAUCUUUUUAUUUUGUUGAUAAGUUUUAGUAAAAUGCCAACAUGUAAAACUUCACAUUAUUAAUGCCAAAUAAUUUAUUUCUUUUGAGGUAAGGUAAUAAUUUACAGUACAUUUGCAAUGUAUUAUUGCCUUCCAAGGGAUUUAUGAUUGGUGCUGGUUGGACAUCGCUGUAUGGAUCAUGUUCAAGUUGUACUUAUAAACUAAGGAAAAGUUAUUUGGAAAAUGAAGAAUCAUUUUCAUUAUAAUUCCAGUACAAGUGGAUGGUUAUGUUUCAUUAGGUUAAACAACUUGCAGUUUUUGUUUCCCCAGCUGUAACAAGUAUGUAUUUUACCAUCAAUAAAAGCUAUAACCCAAGAAGAGUUCAACUUCAAAUGCAAAAGACAGAAAAGAACACCAUAAAAUUGUCUGUGAAAUGUCUUCUUUAAUUUUUUUAUUCUCCUUUAAAGAAAUAAUUCAGUUACGCAAAUCAAAAUAUUCAUACCUAUUAUAUCAUUCUUUUUGAUUAGAUCUUUGAAUAUAUCAGCAAAUAUUUAGGCUUAUACAGUCUCUAUGGUCUCUAUACUCAUACUUCACCACAUAUUCAUAGCUUGCCGAUUUGACUGAUAUCAUACAGUCCAACCCAUCAUAUUUCUCUGAUAUGCAGUGACGAAAAGUCAAACGACAUGGAAUAUGUCUUGUAUGUCAGAGACAAUUGUUUUGAUAUGUUUUGUUUCAUGACUAAACUUCAUCAUGUAACAGGAAUAAAGGUGCUAAGCCGCGCACUCUCAAGGGUCUUAAAACGCCUUGACAAUUAAUUUAUAGUUUUUUUCGUAGUCAUUAGUUUGGUCCAUUAUUGUAUAUUGCUGAGUCGGCAACAUACACAGAUUUGUAGCAUGAUAAGUACAGCUGCACCAUACGUAGACACAGCUUUUUGUUGAUUCUGUGCUGUAAAUAUGUGUAACCAAGAUGUGCUGGGUGUCAGAAGUAAGGUCAUAAGCCAGAAGAUACCUUAUCUAGAGUUUAGGGUUGCACCUCACUGCCACUGUGAACUCCACAUUAUCAUUGUUCAUGCUACCCUAAUGUUUAACAGCACUCAAGUACUGUAAUCAUACUGCCCCACUUAAUUUUUGUGAAGUGAUUUUUAGUUUGGUGUAUAUACAUUAAUAUGUAAAAUUAAUAUUGAAUGUGAGGUUGUAUAUACCAGUAACAUGUUAUAAGUAAUUGAUUUGAUUGAUCAUGGAAUAUGGCUUUUUGUUAUCACAUGGUAUAACACCUGAUUAUGACAACCUGUAAAAUAUGUGUGUCCAACUUAAGUUAUGAAACAGGGAAGCUUAAUACCAUGUGAUAUCAAUUAGCAUGGAUGCAUUGUAUAUUGGAGUGUACUAUAACUAUUCUAAAAUCACAAACACAAAUACACAUGUUAAAAUAAACUGAACACUAGAGACAAUUUUCUUUUGCAUGAUCCCUCGAGCAUAACAUGUAAAAGUGGAUGGGGAGCAGUCACCAUGUGCAUUAGAAGCAUUCACCGUCAUUUAUGUGUAACAGGCACUGUCGGCAUACUGAUCUGUAACAAAUGUAGAUACAAUAGUACCGAGCAUUAAUGUCAAAACAUGAGGGUGUCGGAAGGUAUGAGGAUAGAAAGGAAAUGUAACAUUUCUUGAUAAACGACGUAGUAUGCAAGUUGGUUAUGAACAAUUGUUAGCUUUUGAAUUUGCAAAAUUAUUUUGAAUAAAAUAUUCUUUGACAUUG